Messenger RNA from Rodentolepis nana, 1236 nucleotides. NCBI's taxonomy places the organism in Eukaryota, Metazoa, Platyhelminthes, Cestoda, Cyclophyllidea, Hymenolepididae. The record is from the annotation of a GenBank genome assembly.
AUGGAGAACGGAGUAACCGAGUUACAUCUCGUUUCCCUUCCAAAAGAUGUCAAAUCCCUUCGGAUCGUGGAGCCUUCCUAUCCGUCUAGGAACGGAAAGUCUACUCGAACUCCAAGUCCAACGAAAAAGUGUCAAGAACUGAUGUAUAUUGACGACGGGACCUCAUCUAACUCCUCGGCAACAUCAACAAAGGAGAGAGAAAAACAGCGCCAUUUAAGUGGUUGUGAAAGUGAUAAAUCCACUUCCCGACCAGUUACUGGCAUUCUCCGUGUAUGCACAAGUGACCCCCAUGUAUCUUCUCCUUCUGCUCCAUCUCCUUCCCCACUUCCACCUCCGCCACCACCACUACAAUCAACUUCUACUUCUCCCCCUCUAUCGUCUCCUCUUCCACCACCUACCCCCUCUUGUCAUGAUUUGGCGGAACUCACACCUGCGCCUUCUAGACGCCUGCCCACUGUGGUUGUUCUUGGUUACCAGCGAGCUGUUGUCGAGUCGCAGGCUGCAGCUGAGCGAAUGCAUCAACAGCAAAAGCAGCAGCAAACCAAACAGCAUAAACCUACUGGUUCUUCUCAUCCCUUGGAUUGUCCUCUUACUCUGAGUAUUGCAUCUAGUGGACUUAUUGACCAUGGAUUACCUACUUCGCCACAUGGUCGUAAUAAUAGGGUGAAAUGUUCGGAUGGUCUUCCAUGCUUCACGCAAUCUCCCCCUCCUCCACAAUCUUCUCCAACCUCAGAUGAUAUCAACAUCUCACCAAUCAGCAUUUCUCCCACAUAUUCCUCGAAAACCCACUCAUCGCCCUCAUCACCAAUCACAAUGCAAGAAGCUUCGUCACAGGACCAAUCAGCAUCUCCCUUUACCUCGCCACCAGACUCAUCAUCUCCCUUGGGCAGUUCACCCCCAGAUGUAGCUACCCUAUUGCCCCGACAUGUAGCUGAAGAUGCUGAGUCGAUUGCUGAGUCUGUCUACCAUCAACCCCCCAAAGCCGCUGAUCGUAGCGCAGCCUAUAGACUGGCUAGACGUCUUUUCACACUAGACGGGUUCAAGAUUACGGAUGUGGCCAAGCACUUGUGCAAACGCAAACCAGACGAUGAAAUUACUUGCAGGCGCACCAGUUCUCCAAGUGUGCCUGUGUUUGAUGACUCAUCAAGCUUGCGUUUGCAUCCUUGUGGUAUACUUUCCCACUUGCUUACUCUUGUGACGUCUUGGCUUGUUGAGACAAUGCGUACUUCUGAUUAG